Drepanopeziza brunnea f. sp. 'multigermtubi' MB_m1 is the source of this 1425-nucleotide messenger RNA. NCBI's taxonomy places the organism in Eukaryota, Fungi, Ascomycota, Leotiomycetes, Helotiales, Drepanopezizaceae. The record is from RefSeq and is a predicted model, not a curated record.
AUGUCAACAACACGAGAAGGUCCAAAUCCAUUGCGACCGUACUACAAACCACCUUCGAUCGGGAUACCUCCGGGCCCGCCAGGGACGACGAGCUCUGGGACCCAUGGAUUAGGACCAAGGAAUGGCAGUGCGGCUUCCUACGCGUCAUCUGCACGCGAUAUACUUUCAGAUAUCGAUUACACAGACUACGGCUCGUCGUCUACGGUGGAGUCGGUAAAGCAACAAAUUGACGACUGGUUCUACAGGUACAUGAGCAUACUGCUCGGCCAGCCAUUUGAUGUUGCGAAGACGGUCUUGCAGAUUAGGAGCCAAGUGACAGACGAUGGGCCGGCUGUCGAGCUCAAACCGCGGCGGCAGCGUAAUAAAGAAUCUGCGUAUAAUGAUUAUCCUUCAGAUGACUCGGAUCCAGACGAGCCGGCGUACUUUACAUCUACUGCUCCUUCGUCUCAUUCAUAUUCUCCUGCGAGGAGUCGGAGGCGGCACAGCAGCGACUCGAGGUUUUCACCCUCUCCUACUCCAAAGCCGGCAGCUGCUCCGGCGCAUCAACUUGUCCUCAGACGAUCCGAUGCAGUACUGGAGGUAAUAUCACAAGAGUGGUCGAAAGAGGGGGCAUGGGGAGUGUGGAAAGCGUCAAAUAUUACCUUCGUCUACAGCUUACUGCUACAAACUAUGGAGAAAUGGUCUAGGGGCUUGAUAUCUGCCCUGUUGAAUGUUCCAGAUCCUGAGAUAUCUGCUGGACUGAUAGGCUCGACCUCCCCUUGGGCUACACUGGGCGUGGCUGUUGCAGCAGCGGCAACGGCAGGAGUUUUUCUGGCGCCCUUAGACCUCAUCCGCACAAAACUUAUCAUAACGCCAGUGGCGUCCCCAAAACGCUCUCUGACUUCCCAACUCCGGACCCUCCCCUCCUACCUCUGUCCAGCAUCUAUCCUUCUCCCCACAAUCCUGCACUCCCUCAUUACCCCCUCCAUCUCCCACUCCACGCCCCUUCUCUUGCGUUCCCACCUAUCUAUUGACCCAAUGCUCACGCCCGGCACUUACUCUCUCUUCAAAUUCCUCUCCCGCGCCGUCGAACUAUUUGUCAAACUGCCCUUAGAAACUGUCUUGCGGCGAGGACAAGUCGCCGUAUUACUCGAAGACGUGGAAAUAGCCAAGGCCCAGGGGACAUGGACAUCGGACUUGAAACCCGUCGUCAAAGUAGGCGAAUACAGAGGCGUGAUUGGGACAAUGUGGAUGAUUAUCCGCGAGGAAGGGAUUCGCGAACCUCCCAUUCUUACCCAAAAUAUCAAAGGAAAGAAAUCUCAAAAGGAGCAGAAAGGGCAAGGGCUGCCAGGGCUGUGGAGGGGGUGGAGGGUGGGCAUGUGGGGGUUGGUUGGGAUGUGGACGUCGCGGGCUUUGAGUGGUAGUGUGAAUGGAGGGGAGUUUUAG